This is a messenger RNA of Ciona intestinalis (vase tunicate), 2455 nucleotides long. The record is from RefSeq and is a predicted model, not a curated record. Lineage: Eukaryota; Metazoa; Chordata; Ascidiacea; Phlebobranchia; Cionidae.
UUACUUUCAAAUUUCCAAGGUGGUUCUUGUUUUGAAUUAUUUUAGACAAGCAUUCCAAAUUGCUCGAAAUAUUUUGUGAAUCAGCAGAUCUAGUAAUGUCAGAGGCUAUACUAAACAGAGUUCGCAACAUAGUAAUUGAUUACACAAAUAAACAUCAAUAUGAGUCGGCGCUUUUUUGGUCAGACAAAGCUGCAUCUUUAUCACAGUACCAUGCAUCGGAUGUAUACCGACUUGCCCAAUCAAUGUUCCACAUGAAGCAAUUCGAACGAGCUGCAGUGCUUAUCAUCAAAAGAAAACUGCAUUUAAAAUAUAAUGCAUUUAGGUACCUUGUUGCAAAAUGUUAUGCUUCAUGCAAAGAAUGGCAACUUGCACUUGAUGUGUUGGAAACUGUGCAACCAGAUGGUAGCACUAGUAUGGUGUCCAAGAAAAUAUUGUUGGAGGCUGAAAAAGUGGAGGGCGUGCCAGAGGAUAAGGAAAUGAUUGCCAGUCUGCAUUUAUUGAGGGGUGACAUUUAUGAAGCUAUGGAUGUAAGAGAUAUCGCUGCUGACUGCUACAAGGAAGCUGUAAAAGCGGAUGUAUUUUGUUAUGAAGCUUUUGAUCGUUUGAUCGGACAUCAUAUGCUGCGUGCGGAAGAGGAGCAAGAUCUUCUUGAUUCUCUUCCAAUGAGAAAACAAUGUAAAUCAGUGGAGGAACAAAAUCUUCUACGAUUUUUAUACGACAUCAAACUGAAAAAAUACAACAAGCCUGGACAACUUGAGGUUCCUGACAGUGUCGACAACUUGCAUGAGAACCUUGAUAUUGCUACUAGUUUAGCUGAGAGACAUUAUUACAACUGCGAAUUCAAAACAAGUUACAAGAUUACAGAAAACAUAUUAAAAUGUGAUCCAUACCAUGGUGCAUGUCUUCCACUGCAUGUUGCUCUGCUUGUUGAGUUGAAAAAAAGCAACAAGUUAUUUUAUCUCGCACAUCAACUUGUAUCAAGAUAUCCUGAGUUACCGAUAUCAUGGUAUGCGGUUGGCUGUUACUACUUACUGCAGCCAAAGAAGCAAGAACUAGCACGUCGGUAUUUGCUUAAAACAACGUUACUUGAUAAGAUGUAUGGACCGGCAUGGUUGGCUUACGGACAUUCAUUUGCAUCGGAAAACGAACAUGACCAAGCAAUGGCUGCAUAUUUCACAGCUUCUCAACUCAUGAAGGGAUGUCACCUGCCAUUCCUAUACAUUGGAUUGGAAUACAGUGUAACAAACAACACAAAACUUGCGGAAAAGUUUUUCUCCACUGCGCUGGAGAUAUGUCCCGAUGAUCCGCAUGUAUUGCAUGAAAUGGGGGUGGCUUCAUGCACAAACAAUGAUUACCAGAGUGCAGUGGAAUAUUUUAACAAAGCUUUGAAUAAAAUCCAAGAACUUGGAGAUGAAGUCUCAAUUGAAGAAUGGAAACCAUUGCUUAAUAACCUUGGUCAUGUACACAGGCAUUUAAAGAAUUACCCCCAAGCACUGACUUACCACCGCCAAGCAUUGGUUUUGUCCCCACAUUCCGCUGAUACUUACACCAACAUCGGGUUUGUGUUAAGCUACAUGGGGAACUAUCUGGAGGCAAUUGAAUAUCUGCAUAAAUCACUGGGUCUUCGAAGAGACGAUGCAUUCACAGCAAGCUUACUGGAUACUGUGAUUGAACAAUUCUCAGAUUCCGAUAUCCCAGUGUAUGGUGAAGUGGUUGAACCACCUGAACUUCCUCCAACUUGUACGAGAGAAUUUGCGUAUAAACCUGAAGAUUCUCUGAUAGAUUGUCAGUCUGAAAAACCACGGAAACCACUUCAACCAGCUUUUUCUGAUGCUUCUGGUGACAGCACCACUGCCACACCAUCACCAAACAAUCCUUUGACAUUUAACUAUAAACUGGAAGUCACAGACAACUACACCACACCAGAAGAAGCAAAGUGUCUUGACACUCCCAUGUCUGGUAUUACGGCACUCAACUACACAAGUCAUGACGAGAGCUGUAGUAAAGAUACUGACCUUGGUACUUCAAUGACUGGUAUGUCGUACCCUCACACUCGUAGUAAGGGAACUGUUGACCAUGACGAUUCUACAUGGUGGGCCAGAAAAAGGGGUGAAGCACAUAGUGGGUCAACCGGCACGUUGAGCACGUCCACUGUGCACGGACAGGAUGGUAGCUUAUUAGAUCAAUCUGCUUUCACAUCCCCUGGCACAGAACAAGGGGGGAAUCAAGUUUUUUCAACAGACGAUGAUAUGGAUUUGGAUGAUUCAACAGACCAAUAAAUACUUUUUUCCAAUUUUUCUCACAUUCAAAUUUACAGAAAAUGAACCUAUUAAAAUGCUUUCAUUACUUUUUAAAGUUCUCUGUAUUGCAAAUUGCGCCAUAUUUCUUUUGUAAUGAGUUGUGCUGUUAAAUAGUGCAUUAGUACUCUUGUUAACAGAGACUUUGUAUUGUUUAG